Molecule: messenger RNA, 1378 nt
Organism: Brassica oleracea var. oleracea
Lineage: Eukaryota; Viridiplantae; Streptophyta; Magnoliopsida; Brassicales; Brassicaceae
Product: probable protein S-acyltransferase 3
Exons: 5
Coding region: 51-1235 (394 amino acids)
Biological process (GO): peptidyl-L-cysteine S-palmitoylation; protein targeting to membrane
Cellular component (GO): endoplasmic reticulum; Golgi apparatus
Molecular function (GO): protein-cysteine S-palmitoyltransferase activity
Source: RefSeq, a predicted model, not a curated record
AAACUAUUGUUUUUUCUUGAAGAUAGGCUUCAUGUGUGGGUUUUGAGACAAUGCAGAGGGAGAGAAUGAGCAAGAAGAAGAGUAGUCAGGUUCAUUGUAUUUCCUCUCAUGAUCAUAUUCUCAUGAUGGCUUCAACUUCAAAACACAUUCCUGAGAUCAGAUUGUACAAAGCCUGGAAGGGUAACAACAGAUUUUUCUGUGGUGGGAGACUAAUCUUUGGUCCUGAUGUUAACUCUCUCUUCCUAACCUCUUUCUUGAUUGGAGCCCCUGCCCUUACAUUCUGCAUAAGGAUGCUCGUGUGGAUUCAAAAAGACGAUCCUAUCUUCAACUACACCGUUCUGACUUCAGCAUUUAUCCUCACCCUCUUGGUGUUUAUGUUUCUAUUCUUGACAUCAGCUAGAGAUCCAGGAAUCAUCCCAAGAAAUAAAACAUCAUUAAAUCUUGAAGAUGGCUCAAAUAGUUCCUUGACACAGUCUAUGGAAUGGGUCAACAACAAAACUCCUCAUCUCAAGAUUCCUAGAACAAAAGACGUUUUCGUUAACGGCUACACUAUCAAAGUCAAGUUCUGUGAGACUUGUUUGCUCUACCGUCCACCACGUGCAUCACACUGCUCCAUAUGUAACAACUGUGUCCAACGCUUUGAUCACCAUUGUCCAUGGGUUGGACAAUGCAUUGCCCAUAGAAACUACCCGUUCUUCAUCUGCUUCAUCUCAACGUCAACGUUGUUAUGCAUAUACAUCUUUGCGUUCUCAUGGAUCAAUCUAAUCCGACAGCCUGGGAGAUUGUGGAGUACAAUGUCUCAUGACAUAAUCUCUGUCAUUCUCAUCAUCUAUUCAUUCGUUUCUAUCUGGUUCGUUGGUGGCCUUACCAUUUUCCACGUCUAUCUUAUGUCUACAAAUCAGACAACUUAUGAGAAUUUUCGGUCCCGUUAUGAUAAGAAAGAAAACCCUUACAAGAGAGGGUUGCUGAAGAACGUUAAAGAAGUGUUGUUCGCCAAGAUCCCACCUUCUCAACUAGAUCUCAGAGCAAUGGUCCCAGAAGAAGAUGACGGAUCUGUGUAUGAGUCAGAGUAUAGCUCUUCCAUCAGAUAUGAUAAUGAAAAGGGAGGCAAACUCCCUAAAAGGGUGAGCCCGGAGAAGCUUAACUUAGAUAAUAUUGACAUUAGCAAUGAAUACGAGACAGCUAAAGAUGAUGCUUCUUCUGACUUGAUCCUUCUUUCUUCUCAUCUCAACUAGACUUGCCUAAGUAACAGCAAUGAAAUGACCCUCUUUAAUGUUGUAUCAUAUUUUAUCUAUAUUGUCAGGAAUAUUCUGAUGGAAUAGCAAGUACUAAGGAUUAGCUAGGUUUGAUUAGAGACCUAAAGUAAAAUUGUACAAAU